CAGGUGGCGGAGACUGCCGAGAAGGAACUCCUUGCAGACGUGGAGGCAGCGACGAGGAAGCACAACGAGGACGAGGUCGUGCUGAAGCAGAAACUCGACUCCCUGGCGGCGGAGCUGCCCCAGGUCCAGAGAAGGCUGGACGCGCUCAGCCUCAACCAGCAGAUGCCCGAGGCGGCCGGGGACGUGCACUCCGUGCCCGCGCCCCUGCACGGGCUCCUGGAGGCUCGACCUCGCAGCAGCUUGUCCAGGCAGAGAGCGCUGAUCAUCGGGUGCAAUUACAGCGACUCGCACGCUCCGCUGCAAGGCUGCACGAACGACGCCUGGAACGUGCACUGCCUGCUGCGGCACACGCUGGGCUACUCGGACGACCAGGUGGUCUGCCUGAUCGACGUGCCCUCGUCACCGUCUAACCGGCUUCCGACCAGGGCCAACAUACUCUCGGGCCUCCAGUGGCUCACCGCGGACGCCAGGCAGGAGGACAGCGUCGCGCUGUUCUUCAGCGGGUACGGCACGCAGCAACCCGUACACGGCGCGGACGGUGUGUACCAGGCGCUCCUGGUGCCCAGCGACUUUGCCGCGGACCUCCCCGAGGGCUUCGCCCUCCCGGACGCCAGGCGCAGAACUUGCCGCCCUCCACCUCCUCGUCUUCCUCGC
This is a messenger RNA of Prorocentrum cordatum, 654 nucleotides long. The record is from the annotation of a GenBank genome assembly. Lineage: Eukaryota; Dinophyceae; Prorocentrales; Prorocentraceae.